GGUGCACUGAUUACUUUUCAUUUACAGGCUCCACUAGAUGACACAGUAGCGGACUUCUGGAAGAUGGUUUGGGAACAAGAAACACGUGUUAUUGUUAUGCUGACAGACUUUGUGGAAAAAGGCAUUGACAAGUGUGCUGAUUACCUUCCCCCUUCAGAAACAUUAGAUUGUCAUAGAGUUUAUGGUGAAUUCCAGGUAACCCUCAAAUCUCGUGACAUGAAAGAAAAAUUUGUGGUGUCUAAUGUCCAACUGAAAAAUCUAGAAACAACCUGGUCAGAGAAGUGGCCCACAUGUGGUUCACUGGGUGGCCCACAGCCGGUGUUCCUAAUGAGGAAUCUGGCUUCAUAUCCUUCAUCCUUGAGGUCAGAAGGAACAGGAAGAAGCUUCGAGCCAAAGGACCUGUUGUGGGGCCCCUGCAGGUAUUUUUUUCUUCUUUUGUUUAGCUAA
This is a messenger RNA of Penaeus monodon (black tiger shrimp), 447 nucleotides long. Its product is annotated as tyrosine-protein phosphatase non-receptor type 1-like. Gene Ontology annotation, biological process: protein dephosphorylation. Bases 64 to 447 code for a protein of 127 amino acids. Gene Ontology annotation, molecular function: protein tyrosine phosphatase activity. NCBI's taxonomy places the organism in Eukaryota, Metazoa, Arthropoda, Malacostraca, Decapoda, Penaeidae. The transcript is spliced from 2 exons. The record is from RefSeq and is a predicted model, not a curated record.